Messenger RNA from Cucumis melo (muskmelon), 1250 nucleotides. RefSeq lists its product as uncharacterized. The record is from RefSeq and is a predicted model, not a curated record. Bases 327 to 923 code for a protein of 198 amino acids. The transcript is spliced from 5 exons. Lineage: Eukaryota; Viridiplantae; Streptophyta; Magnoliopsida; Cucurbitales; Cucurbitaceae.
ACAAUUAAAAAGAGAGUUAAAAAGGGGGUUUAGGGUUUGUCUUCUCCUACGCCUGCUGGAUUUUCCCCCCUCUCCUCUUCGAAUUCGUAAGAUUGAAGGUUUAUGAUCUUUCAAUUAUUCAUUUAUUCAAGUUCAUGCCUUGUGCCAGUUUGAUUUUGGAUUGAUGUUGGGAGGGAUUGAUAUUGGUUGAGAGUUUCCACUUAUGUUUUGUUUGUGGCUUAACAGUAAAUGAUUUGAUUCUCCUUUCUCCACCGACGUGUGUAAACAGAAAAAUUUGUACUGUGGCAGGCUAGUUAAGUGGAAGAUAGUGGUGUAUUGAACGAGAAAUGCCUCAUUCACUCGAGGGAUUUAUAUUUGUACUUUUUCACGUUCUCGUCAUCAUUAUGAAAUGGCCGAUUUUCUGCCUGAGUAGUAUGGUCGAGAGUAAAGUUUUAAAUGUUGGGGAGGAGCUAUGGAGGGAAACAUUACCAUUACAGAUGGGUUCUCGCUUGUAUCGUCUUCAAGGACUCAAACCUGAUACGUGGAAACAACAGAUACCUGCUAGCUUCUCGUUAGAACUAAAGAGAGACUUGACAAGCCCUGUUGAGAAGCAGAGCAGAAAGUUACUUGAUACUGAGAAGCUUAUUUUCAAGACAGAGGGCAUGAAGUUGCAGGGAGAUCAGGUUGAUGCGCAUGUGUUGGUAACUGUGAAAUCCGAGGGAGUUGUUGCCAUACCAUCUGUACGGGAAAGGGAGUCGAUCGUCUUCAAUAUAGUUUGUGACGAACUACUUAUUGGCAUCCCACACAAAGCUUGGGGGGUUGGAGGCUUGGUUAUAUUCUGCUUGAUAUUGGCAUUCAUCAUCCCAUCUCUUUUACCCCCAUGGCUGUUACAGACCAACCAGACCCAAGGGCCAGGAAAUCAUCACGCAUCCAAGAAUUCUUAAAUUGGCUAGUCUAUCUAAGAUCUUGUGCAACAGCUCGAAGGCUGUAAGGAUGGAGAAGUUAUUGUAGAGUGUUAAGCUGUCUGCUGCUCGAACUAACUGCCUUUUAUCUCACACGGAUUUCUUUAUAAUGGACCUUGAGAAGGAAAACAUGUAAGCUUCUGGUCCAUUAUCAAGAUUUUGGUUCUCCUUUGUUCAUUUGUCCAUAAAGCACUUUACUACUUCUGUCGAUCAUUUUUGUUUUGUUGAGUUCAAUGAUAUGUAGGGUGAAGGUUUCAAACCUUGCUCCUUGACUGAUGGUUUAUAUCAAAAUGUUGAGAAGUUUGUUCA